AUGCAAGUCUCUCAUUCUAACGAACAAUGCACAAAGCCAAAGACUGUCUGCUUGUCUUUCACAGGUGGUAAGGACAGCACUUUGUCGCUACACAUCCUCUCACGCACACCGGCCCUGUACAAAAUCACGACUCUCGUAACAUUCACUCCAACGAACCCUACAACACCGUUUCUCUCUCAUCCUCAAUCGAUCAUAACGCUCCAAUCGCAUUGUCUAUCCUUUCCUCACGCCUUCUUUCCUACUUCCGCUCCAUAUCUAUCCUCCUAUCGGGAACAUAUAAAAUCUCUCGAUGUCGAUUAUUUUGCAACUGGUGACAUUCUUGAUGUAUGUAACAACUUUCUCGGUCGUGCAGCAGAGUCUACACGGACUGAAUUAUUAAGGCCUCUUUGGCAUCGCCCAAGAGAAGAAAUUAUGGAAGAAAUAUUCAAAUUGGGGUUUACGGUAAUAAUUACCUGUAUUGCAUUAGAGAAAGUGAACGAAGACAGAGCGAAAGAGCUUGUCGGAAAGGUAUUGGACAGGGAAUUGUAUGAAAAAUUGAAGAGUUUAGAUAACGUUGAUGCAUGUGGGGAGUUUGGAGAGUAUCACACUAUGGUUCUUGACGCGCCAUUAUUUCGAAAGAGGAUCGUUGUGACAAGUGGAAGUGUUACGAAAAGUGAAGACGAGAAGUUUCUCUAUUUUAAGUUCGAGGACUAUAGAGUUGAGAGUAAAGAGUAA
Paraglomus occultum is the source of this 714-nucleotide messenger RNA. The record is from the annotation of a GenBank genome assembly. Lineage: Eukaryota; Fungi; Glomeromycota; Glomeromycetes; Paraglomerales; Paraglomeraceae.